This is a messenger RNA of Lates calcarifer (barramundi perch), 3245 nucleotides long. RefSeq names its product nuclear receptor subfamily 2, group C, member 1 (gene nr2c1). The transcript has 14 exons. Gene Ontology annotation, biological process: anatomical structure development; negative regulation of transcription by RNA polymerase II; cell differentiation. The record is from RefSeq and is a predicted model, not a curated record. Bases 694 to 2529 code for a protein of 611 amino acids. Gene Ontology annotation, molecular function: nuclear receptor activity; RNA polymerase II cis-regulatory region sequence-specific DNA binding; zinc ion binding. NCBI's taxonomy places the organism in Eukaryota, Metazoa, Chordata, Actinopteri, Centropomidae.
AAAGUAAUAUGUUACAUCUGGUCCAAAAUCCUUUUCUAAACUGUUUACAUUUACAUUGAGCAGGUUGGCACUUAACUGAUGUGUAAAUCAUUUAUAAAUGAUUAAUGAAUCCAUAAACAACGUCAGAAAGUGGUAGCAAAAUAUUACAUUCAGUAGUGUUGUCCGUUCCUCUAAAAGUUUUUUUUUUUUCAGGGAAAGUUUUAUUUACCCCUUAGUAAAAUACUGAGAUACUAUUACUUCUACACAACGCUGAAGCAGCCUUAUGUUUUUGCUUUGACUGUGUGGCAUCAGGUGGACUUCAUACAGAACUGAUGAGGUGCGUUAAGCGUGAGUAGAUCAUUGAAAUUUCUCGCUAUUGUAUACUGCGUGAUCUGAUUAUGAUUUCCACAGACAUGACACUGCUCCUGUAAAAACCGAGGCCAAAUAAGAAGAUAAUUACAUUUGACAGGUUUAUACCAUCACAAACCGGCGCGGGCAGUGAACCCCCGCGACCUAACUGCGCAUGUGCAAAAGUCGUUUAUUGAUGAAAAAAAGGUCACGAACUCUGACCCUCCCACCAACUGCAGCAAACACUUAAAAUAUUAAUUUAUUGAAAGCAAUACAUUAACUGGCCUAACAGCUCCUCGACAGGUGUGCAUGCCUCAUGGGGCACUGAUGUGAAGAGCAGUGGAAGAAGGUGUGCGCAGUAUCAGAAUGGAUGGACAGACUCAAAGGAUUCAGCUUGUGUCAGCAGACAACAACAUGGCUUUAGGACACAGAAUCCAGAUUGUAACAGAUCAGCAGACUGGUCAGAAGAUCCAGAUCGUCACAGCACUUGAGCCAUCUUCCCCCGGAAAGCAGCAAUUUAUUCUUGCAAAUGCUGACUAUUCCCCCGGUGGGAAGGUGAUCCUGGCCAAGCAGGAGGGCUCACCCAACAAGGUCAUCCUCGCCACUCCAGACGGCUCUGGGGUUAACCAGCUGUUGUUUGCCAGCCCUGAACUAGCUGGGCAACAGAUUCAGUUUGUGACUGAAGGCUCAGACCAGUCUAUUGUGAAGCCAGUUGUGGAGUACUGUGUUGUUUGUGGGGAUAAGGCCUCUGGGCGUCAUUACGGAGCUGUCAGCUGUGAGGGCUGCAAGGGCUUCUUCAAACGCAGCAUUAGGAAGAACCUGGUGUACACAUGCAGGGGCUCUGGAGAGUGUGCCAUCAACAAGCUUCACCGAAACAGAUGCCAGUACUGUCGACUGCAGCGCUGCAUAGCUCUGGGCAUGAAACAAGACUCCGUGCAGUGUGAGAGGAAGCCUGUGGAAGUGACCACCAGAGAGAAAUCUGUCAACUGUGCUGCCUCCACAGAGAAGAUCUACAUCCGCAAGAACUUGUGUAGCCCCCUGGCUGCCACACCCACUUUUGUAUCUGACAAGGAAACUGCUAGGUCUACAAGUUUGCUUGAGUCAAGCAUGUUGCUCAACAUCCAACAACCCUUCUCCAAGCUGGAAAAUACCAUCUUGAUCCCAGCAUCCCCUGACAAGCAGGAUGACCCAUCUCAGGGUGACCUUGGUACGCUGGCAAACGUUGUGACGUCCCUCGCCCACCUCAACAAGACCAGGGAGGCAAGCGACAGUGGCAACGAUCUGAUGGGAGUCGAAACGCUUAGCAAUGGCGACAGCUCAAUGACAGACAUCCAAGGAGAUGAGCAAAGUGCAAGUGAUAUCACUCGAGCUUUUGACACCCUGGCCAAAGUCCUGCACCCUGGUGAUGUCUCAGCAGGGGACUCAUUGGAGGCCACAAUGCAGCUCAUGUCAGGGGACCAGUCAGGUCCUGUAGUGGAGUUGGAAGGACCUCUUCUCUCUGACAGCCAUAUCCCUUUCAAGCUUAUGAUGCCUUUGCCUGUGCCAGAGUACCUCAAUGUCAAUUACAUCUGUGAGUCAGCUUCCCGCUUACUUUUUCUCUCUAUGCACUGGGCACGCUCCAUACCUGCCUUUCAAACCCUUGGUGGUCAAGACAAUGAUAUUAACUUGAUGAAAGCCUGCUGGAAUGAACUGUUCGCCCUGGGUCUGGCACAGUGUUCCAAUGUUAUGAAUGUUGGUACCAUCUUAAGUGCCAUUAUCAACCAUCUGCAGACCAGCUUACAGGAAGAGAAGCUGUCCCCAGAGCGAGUGAAACUAGUAAUGGAACACAUCUGGAGGAUGCAGGAGUUCUGUAACAGCAUGUCCAAGCUGUCCCCAGACUCUUAUGAAUAUGCCUACCUCAAAGCCAUCAUUCUCUUCAGUCCUGAUCACCCAGGCAUAGAUAAUACCCCACAGAUCGAGAGGUUCCAGGAGAAGGCUUACAUGGAGCUGCAGGACUAUGUCACCAGGACCUACCCAGAAGACUCCUAUCGGUUGUCCAAGCUGUUGCUGCGUCUUCCUGCCCUCAGGCUGAUAAGUGCAGCUGUCACCGAGGAGCUGUUUUUCGCUGGGCUCAUCGGCAACGUGCAGAUUGACAGCAUCAUCCCUUACAUCCUCAAAAUGGAGUCCACUGAUUAUAAUAGCCAGGCAGUCUCUGGUGUCUGACACACUGUACCACUUGUAAUAGCACCAUUGGACUCUGAAAACUCAGCAGCCAACCAAUCAGAGUGCUUUGCAGACCGGUCACUGAGUGGUCAUAACAUAAUGCAUUUAUGACACAGCAUCCUAUGUGAAUUUUGCUUUCACUCUUAACCUUGCUCCUACUUCUGACUCCUCAGUACCCAGUCAGCAGAGCAAAACUCACCAAGAGGACAAAUUAAAAUCAACUCCAGUGGAAAGUAAGUCCACCAGUAUCUGCCCAUUCAGGAAUGAACCCUUGAAAACCUGCAUCGUAGAUUGUGCUUUUUAUUGUACAUAGUAUUUUAUGCUUCAUUGCCUCCAAGCCUUUCCUUUUCUGCAGAUCUUGUUUGUACUUUGAAGGAAUCUGAACGGUUUGUUUUUCACUGCUUUCCUACAUGGCCAUGCUUUUUUAUUUUCUAACAAUUACAAGAAAAAAACUUGUCAUAAUGUGAAUUGGUUUGUGAGAUGUUGUUAUUGCUGAAGGUUAUAACCUUUAUUUCUUGUUUGUUUGCCAAUCCAAAGGAUGGGGCAGCAUCAUGUGGAUCUGAAGUAAUUGUGUAUAUAGAUUUGUAUAUAGAAUGCACCAAGCAGGCUAUAAUGGGUGGCACUUGGUAAAUCACGGAUUCAAUCUUUUGGACAAAUUAAUGUGGACAGAAAAUGAUGGUCAAGUCAUUUGACAAUAAAAACAUCUUUCAAUCAUG